UAAAAAGAAUACAAAAUAACAAAAGGCAGAACCCAUUGAUUUAUUUAUUUUACCUUUUCUUCAAGUUUCAAAAUUUAUGAUUCACGAGACCCCCUUCCCCCAUCGCUCCCUCUCCUUUUGAGGAAGUACUGUUUCGUCUCCUUCUUCAUCUCAUGCUGCCUUCAUUUUCAGCCUAAUUCUCUUUUAACAUUUUGAAUUUUGAGUAUAUACUUCUAGACGUACAUACAUAUAUAUAUAGGUAUAUAGAUAUAGAGAGAAGCAUGGCUUGGCUAAGCUUGGCUUUUGCAGGCUACCCCAUGUGAGUAGCUGCAUUUUAAUUUUACCCAUUAUUCCAAGUAGUCAAUGCUUUUGGGUUGGGACAGUGAGGAGUCUGUUUGACUGCAAACACAGUCACUUUCUUAACCCACGGUGCUUUUAUAUCUAUAUGAUCAAGAUGGAGAUUGAGAAGAAGAAAAGGAGUGAACCUUUUCUUUAACAACCAGAAAGAGACUUCAUCAUCAUCUUCAUUGCUUUCUGUUCACUUUAUGUUUUUGAAAGCAAUGGAUCUCACCACUCCCAAAUACUUUCAGUCCCCUCCUCCCUUAUUUGAAUCAAAUGUGGAACCGCCAUUGGAAGGCAGGAGAAGCUUCUAUGGUAAAACCAAGGAUAACCCUUUUGCAGAUACCUUCCAUGAUCCACUUUGCAAGCUUAACCUCAAAGAAACUUCAGAGUUUGUCAAGUCGUUACCAAUGGCAAACAAUGUCACCUGCUCUGUUUCAACUCAGAGAAGGAGAGAUGGAGUUAACUCAGUGACCCAAAGACGAGUUACAGAUUCUCCUUCAACUCCUGGAAGACCUGUGUUUGGGUUUAGUGUUAGAAAUCUUUCAAGGAAGAAUGUCCCUUCAAAGUGGGACGAAGCAGAGAAGUGGCUUGUUUGUAGCCCUUGCAAUGACUCCCCUGCCCACACAUUGAAACCAUCAGAACCAACAAAGAUAUUAAAGCAAUGUGAUAACUUUAAGCCCCAAACAGAUGUCUUUGCUGAGAAAUCUCGAGUUACAGAAGAAAAGGUUUCCAAACCAGUUUCUAACUUUCUUGAAUCUGCAACUUUAGUUCAAAAUAACAGUAACCCAUUAAGAGCUUUCAAUGGAGUUUCUGAUUUACACCUAAAAGAUAAGUUUAUGGACAAUGUAGAGCCAAUUUUGCCAACGAAAGAAGGCUUUCUGUUCAACAAUUCUCCCAUUAACAAGAUGAAAGUUGCAGGCGCCAUCAUUGAGGUUCAACACAGAGACAUUGGAACAGAGAUGACUCCUCUUGGCAGUUCCACUACCUCAAGGUGCCCAACGCCAUUCAAAAGCACUUCCCCUGUUCGCCACAACACGCCAGCUAGCAGAUCCGGGCCACUCGGUCUAGCCGGUGACGGCGGCGACAAUGCCACCGUCGACAUUUCCCAGUUGCAGGAAUGCCAUUUGGCCAAGCUACAGCUUCCGUCUCAAUACGAUUCUGUUACAUCAAAUUGGAGCUCGAGGGAAGAAGAAGAGGAAGAAAUUUCCAAAAGCUUGAGACACUUUGAAACUGGGAAUGAAUGCCGGAAAAGUAUAUCGGAUUCCAGAGCUGCAGCUUGGGAAGAAGAGGAGAAGACUAAGUGCUGUAAUAGAUAUCAGAGAGAAGAAGCCAAGAUCCAGGCUUGGGUGAACCUGCAAAAUGCAAAAGCAGAAGCUCAAUCGAAGAAACUUGAGGUGAAAAUAGAAAGGAUGAGAUCAAAUCUAGAGGAGAAGCUGAUGAAGAGAUUAGCAAUAGUCCACAGAAAAGCUGAGGAAUGGAGAGAAGCAGCCAGACAACAACACUCUGAGCAGAUUCAGAAAGCCACAGAACAUGUCAAGAAGUUAAAUUGGAGACACUCUUAUUCUUUAGGCCGCAACACCACUUCUUGUGGUUGCUUCCCUACCCAUAAUAACACUCACUAAAAUAAAAUAAUCAAAACAAAUACUUGUAACAUCUCUUCUUUUCUUUUUCAUUUUUAUUAUGGUUGUUUCUUGAAAGGACAAUAGCAGGAGGAUGAAGUCACUAUCUUUGAGUUUUUAACAAUAUUUUAUUGGCCUUCAUUCCCCUUCUUUCAACUUUUGAGGUAGUAAACAAAAU
Messenger RNA from Benincasa hispida (wax gourd), 2118 nucleotides. Its product is annotated as Remorin family protein. NCBI's taxonomy places the organism in Eukaryota, Viridiplantae, Streptophyta, Magnoliopsida, Cucurbitales, Cucurbitaceae. The record is from RefSeq and is a predicted model, not a curated record.